AUGCAUAAUAGCCCUUCAGAUAUGAAGAUGGUGAUCAUAUCACCUGUUAAUCAUCUUUCCUUCAGGCCAAUGGGAAGUGGAGUGGAACAGGAAUGUGGGCAUUAUCCCAAGCCACCUCCAGAGUGGUACAUUCCUGUUGGGGCCUCAGGCCAAGUGGCAGAGCCAUGUGUUCAGGUCCUUAUGGAAGGUCCGGAGGAUUUUACCACAUUAGCUCCCUCAAGUCCUGUGAGUGUGAUCCCUGCAUUGAGAACAACAAUGGUGAUCAAGAGUGGAAACUCAGCUCAUAAUCAUAGAAUCUGUAGCACUUGGGGCAAUUUCCACUUCAAGACCUUUGAUGGAGAUAUCUAUCAGUUUCCUGGACUCUGCAAUUAUGUCUUUGCAUCCCACUGCAAAUCCUCUUAUGAAGACUUCAAUAUACAAAUAAGACGCUUGGUGUUUGAGAAUGUUACUGUUAUCAGCCAUGUGGUUUUGAAACUUGACGGAGUAGCUGUUGAACUGACUUCAAGUUCCAUUACUGUCAAUGGAGAGCCGGUUCAGCUGCCUUACAGCCACUUAGGAAUUCUGAUGGAGAGAAUCUCGGGUUAUCUCAAGGUCCAAGGGAAAAUGGGAGUGACCCUGCUGUGGAAUCAAGAGGAUGCCCUUUUGCUGGAACUACAUGAAAAGUAUGCUAAUCAAACUUGUGGUCUUUGUGGGGAUUUCAAUCAAAUCGCAACCUACAAUGAAUUCAUUUCCAACAAUGUCCAGCUGACUCCUUUGCAGUUUGGAAACAUGCAGAAGAUGGACGGACCUACAGAACAAUGCCAAGAUCCUAUCUCUUCCCCUAAAGGCCAAUGCAGCCAGGAGUUUACCACUCUUUGCCAAAAAAUACUGACUGGUAAUGCAUUUGACGCUUGCAAUGCAUUAGUUGAUGUGCAUGACUACAUUGAUGCUUGCGUACAAGACUUAUGCCAAUGUGAUCAGUCUAUGGCUGAAGUCUGCAUCUGUAACACUUUUGCUGAGUACUCCAGGCAAUGCUCCCAUGCUGGUGGACACCCACUUGAAUGGAGAACAGAAGAUUUCUGUCCCAAGUCUUGUCCUUUCAACAUGCAGCAUCAAGAAUGUGGAUCCCCCUGUUUCGACUCUUGUACCAAUUCUGAACAGUCCCAAUUGUGUGAAGAUCAUUGUAUAGAUGGCUGUUUCUGUCCCCCCGGCACUGUGUUUGAUGACAUUAACAAUUCUGGCUGCAUCCCCAUUUCGGAUUGUUAUUGUUCUUACAAUGGGGUUUCUUAUGCUCCUGGUACUUCUUUUUCCUCCCAGUGCAUUUCAUGUUCUUGCACUGGGGGACAGUGGACUUGCGUCAGUCUUUCAUGCCCUGGAGUAUGUUCUAUUGAAGGUGGCUCCCAUGUCUCCACUUUUGAUGAGAAAUACUAUUCCUUUUUUGGGGACUGUAGCUAUAUGAUCACUAAGCUCUGUGAUAGCAAUAACUUCGCUGUUCUGGGAGAAAUUCAAAAGUGUGGCCUGACAGAAUCUGAGACAUGCCUGAAAGGAUUAGCUCUAAGUAUUGAUGGAGGACAGACAGUGUUUGUGGUCAAGUCUAAUGGAGCUGUGUAUGUGAAUAUGAUUCUCACUCAGCUGCCUAUCUCAGCAUCCAAUGUCACCAUCUUCCGCCCUACCUCAUUCUUCACUGUGAUAGACGCAAAAUUUGGAUUCCAGGUGGUGAUACAAUUUAUCCCUAUAAUGCAGGUGUUUAUAUACAUGGAUCCAAGCCACAAAGAGCAGACAUGUGGCCUCUGUGGAAAUUUCAAUGGUAUCCAAUCAGAUGACUUUAAAGCUAUCAGUGGGGUGACAGAAGGAACCUCUGCUGCCUUUGUUAACACCUGGAAAACACAGGCAGAUUGCCCCAAUGUCAAAAACAUAUUUGAAAACCCCUGUACUCUCAGUAUAGAAAAUGAAAAAUAUGCUGUACACUGGUGCGGAUUGCUGACUGACACCAAGGGGCCCUUUCAGAAAUGCCACUCAAUAGUAAACCCAGAUGUUUACCAUAAAAACUGCAUGUAUGACACCUGUAACUGUGAAAAGAGUGAGAAUUGUAUGUGUGCUGCCCUCUCAGCCUAUGUCAGAGCCUGUGCUGGUAAAGGAGUAUUGAUCAGUGCAUGGAGGACUACUGUCUGUGCCAAAUUCCAAAUUUGUCCUGAAACCUGGACUUAUCAUUACAAUAUUGAAACAUGUCAAGCCACCUGCCGAGCCCUCAGUGAGGUUGAUGUCACUUGCAAAAUCACAUUCCCUCCAGUGGAUGGAUGCACCUGUGAAGAAGGGACAUAUCUGGAUGACAGUAACAAAUGUGUGCCUGCCUCUAAGUGCCCUUGUUACCACAAAGGAACUGCCAUUCCAUCUGGAGACGUGGUCCAUGAAAAUGGCAUCAUAUGUACCUGUGUACAAGGCAAGCUUCAGUGCAUUGGGGAAGUGAAACCACAAACAGUUUGUGACGCUCCUAUGAUCUACUUUGAUUGUGACAAUACCACAGCUAAUGCUCAUGGAGUUGAGUGUCAGAAGAGCUGCCAUACACUUGAUAUGGGAUGUUAUAGCGCACAGUGUGUCUCUGGUUGUGUGUGUCCUGAUCAGCUAGUGUCUCAUGGUGCAGGCAAAUGUAUACCUGCAGAAGACUGUCCAUGUGUUCACAAUGAAGCCACAUACAAACCAGGAGAAACUAUCAAAGAUAAAUGUAAUACUUGCACAUGCAAGAACCGAAAGUGGAUAUGCUCUAAUAAACCUUGUCUGGAAACUUGCUCAGUUUAUGGUGAUGGUCAUUAUAUCACCUUUGACGGCAAACGAUACAGCUUCAAUGGAGAGUGUGAAUACACACUGAUCCAGAAUCAGUGUAGUAAAAAUAAGACCAAUGUAGAAGCUUUCCGGGUGAUCACAGAGAAUAUCCCCUGUGGUUCUACAGGGACUACCUGCUCAAAAGCCAUUAAGGUGUUCACUGGGAGGUAUGAGUUAGUACUUACAGAUGGAAAAUUUGAGGUGAUACAGAGACUUACUGGUGGAGGUGAAGUGCCAUUCAAGAUCCGAUACAUGGGCAACUACAUGGUGAUUGAAAUUUUUAACGGAGGAGUGAUCGUGAUAUGGGAUAAGAAAACCACUGUGUUCAUUAAACUCAGCACAGACUUUAAGGGUCAGGUCUGUGGCCUUUGCGGAAACUAUGAUGGCAAUGACAUCAACGAUUUCACCACCAGGAGCCAGUCUGUAGUAGGAGAUGUCCUGGAGUUUGGUAACAGCUGGAAAGUUUCUCCCACUUGUCCAGAUGUCCCAAACAGCAGGGAUCCUUGUUCUGUAAAUCCCUAUAGGAGUUCCUGGGCACAGAGGCAAUGUAGCAUCAUUAACAGCAAGACAUUUGCUCUCUGCCAUCCUCAGGUUGAACCAACUAAAUAUUACGAAGCGUGUGUAUCUGAUGCCUGUGCUUGUGAUACUGGAGGAGACUGUGAAUGCUUCUGUACAGCUGUGGCUGCAUAUGCACAGGCAUGUCAGGAGGCUGGUGCAUGCAUCUCUUGGAGAACUCCAUCCAUCUGUCCUUUAUUCUGUGAUUACUACAAUAAACAAGGAGAGUGUGAAUGGCAUUAUCAACCUUGUGGUUCUUCUUGCAUGAAGACCUGUAGGAAUCCACAUAAUUGUUCACUUGAAUUAUAUGACUUGGAAGGGUGCUAUCCAAACUGUCCAGCCGAUAAACCCUACUUUAAUGAAGAUGAGAUGGAUUGUGUCUCCCUUGAUAAGUGUGGCUGCUUUGAUGACAAAGUAAACUAUUAUAAACCAGGAGAAAAAAUGCCUUCAGAAAAGAGCUGUCAGUCAUGCCUGUGCUCAUUUGUUUCCUUGCAGUUAUUGUUCAAUAUGACAGAAUGCUACUGUAUCUAUGAAGGAAAGAUAAGCAAACCUGGCGAGAUCAUCUACAAUACAACCGAUGGCAUUGGAGGGUGCAUCACAGCAAUUUGCAGUCAAAAUGGCACAAUUGAGAGGAACAUCUUUCCAUGUCCCACAACCCCUACCAGUAUACCCACUGCUACUGUCUUUGUAUUUACUAACACCACUUCACCAGCAAUGCCCAUGACUACCUCUGUCUGUGUUCAGGAAGUGUGCCAUUGGUCAGCGUGGUAUGAUGGGAUGCAGCCUGGCUUAGGAAACAACGAUGGAGAUUUUGAAACUUUUGACAAUCUAACAGCCAAAGGCUACCAAGUCUGCAAAAAUCCAAAAGCUGUUGAAUGUAGAGCAGAGAAAUUCCCCAAUACUCCAUUAAUUACACUGAACCAGAAGGUAGAAUGCAGCAGAACAGUUGGAUUAAUUUGUCAUAAUAUAGACCAGUAUCCAGAAAUCUGCCACAAUUAUCAAAUCAAAAUUCUAUGCUGCAGCUUUGUACCAUGUGGCAAUUAUACUACAGCUCCCACACCUGAAAGCACCACGGUCUCUCCAGUUCAAACAACUACAGUACCAGCUACUAUUUUGACAAGUACCACUGCUUUCACAAGUACAAUGAAAGUAACAACAACCCCAGAAACCACUUUUUUACCUACUAGCACUACAGUCCCAUCUACCAUAGAGCCUGGAUCUCCAACAACAGAAAUAAUGAGAAAAACAACUUGCACACCUAUCUGCAAAUGGACAGAAUGGUAUGAUGUGCAUUUUCCUACACUGGAUAAUGAAGGAGAUUUUGAAACAUAUGAGAUUAUCAGAGCCACAGGAAAAGAUAUCUGUGAAAACCCAGAACAUAUAGAAUGCAGAGCAGAGAAAUUCCCUAAUAAAACUAUUGAUGAAGUUGGCCAAAAUGUCCAGUGCAACAUAUCAUUUGGAUUUGUUUGCAGAAAUAAAGAUCAGCUGGGAAUGCUGCAAAUAUGUUUUAACUAUCAAAUUAAAGUGUAUUGCUGCAACAGUGAAUGCUUGACCACUCCUACAGAAACUUCAACCAGGGUCACAACACCUCAAACAACUUCUACUAUCAUUACUACAACUUUAGGAACAACAAAUCCAAAUAUCACAACACCACAAAUUACAUCUACCUCAGUUCCAGAGACAACUACAAUUACGUUACAUCCUGCCACGACUAAAUACACAACCAUACUUUCUACUACAAAACCUUCAAUGACAACUACCACUAUGCAACCAAGUUCCACUGCAGCUCCUCUAACUACAACAUUUUUUCCAACAAAAGGUACACUGUCAACCACAUUUGAACCAACCACAGUAACAACGACAAUACCUCUUCCAACUACGACGCAGACACAAAUACCAACAACAAUUUUAACAACAGGUAUACCUUGUACUGAGGAAAAAUGUGAAUGGUCCCAGUGGUAUGAUGUAUAUUACCCAGGCAAUGGACCUGAUGAUGGGGAUUUUGAAACUUUUAAAAAUAUAAGAGACAAAGGACAUGAACUUUGUAAAGCACCAAAAAAAGUUGAAUGUGAAGCAUUAAAGUAUCCGAAUGCAACACUUGAAGAACUGAAACAAAAAGUUACAUGUGAAAUUAUUUACAGGCAAACCGACAGCGAUGGCUGCCUUUAUUUCGCCAUUUGUGGUAGAACAUGUUCUGUUGAAAGAUAUAAAGGGCCAUGUGUAUCAACUACACCCAGACCCACAUCAACUCCCACAAUAGUCUCCACCACUCCUACUACGAAUACUGCUGGUACUACUCCACCAUCAGGCUGUCCUGAUGCUAUUCCACCACGGGAGGAGGGUGAGACAUGGAUAGAAAAUUGCACAAAAGCAACUUGUUUAGGAAACAACAACAUUGUGAUAAGUAAAGUGGAGUGUCCACCAGUACAGAAUAUUGUGUGUGAAAAUGGCUACCCACCAGUAAAAGUUCUCUCAAAGGAUGGAUGUUGUUAUCACUAUGAAUGUGAAUGUAUUUGCACUGGCUGGGGUGAUCCUCACUUUAUCACAUUUGAUGGAGUCUACUACACUUUCUUGGACAAAUGCACUUACGUAUUGGUGCAGCAAAUCAUACCAAACUAUAAUAACUUUAAAAUCCUUCUUGAUAAUUAUUAUUGUGAUACAGAAGAUCAACUUUCCUGUCCCCAGUCUAUUAUUAUACACUACAAAUCUUCAGUCAUUGUGUUAACUCGCCAAUACUUGAAUGGGAUAGAAGCUAACAAGAUUUAUUUCAAUGGGAAAGUCAUCAAGGCAAGUUUCCAUAAAGAUGAUAUUUCUAUCUACACAAUUGGCAUUAAUAUGGUGGUUGAAAUGGCUGAAAUUGAAACUAUUGUCACCUAUAGUGGUGUAGUCUUCUCAGUAAAAGUUCCAUUCAGCAAGUUUAACAACAAUACUGAAGGACAAUGUGGUACUUGCACUAACAAUAAAAAAGAUGAAUGUCGCUUACCAAAUGGUGAAGUAACAGAUUGUCCCCACAUGGCUACCCAUUGGAAAGUGCCUGAUCCUAAAAAAGAUUACUGCUUUGGACCAACACCAUCUGUACCACCUGACACUGUAACACCUUCACCUGGACUAUGUGGCCUAGCUCCUCUCUGUUCCCUUAUUUUGAAUGAAAUCUUCUUUGAGUGCCAUAAGAUCAUACCCCCAGAUCCCUACUUCCAAGGCUGCCUCUUUGAUGCUUGCCAUAAGAAAAAUAUCUCCAUGCAAUGUUCAGCAGUAGAGAUGUAUGCUUCUCUCUGUGCCUCUAAAGGUGUUUGUAUCGAUUGGCGAGGGAAGACCAACGAUGAAUGCCCAUUUAGCUGUCCUACAGAUAAAGUAUACAAUCCAUGUGGCCCCAUCAAUCCUUCCACUUGUGAUAACAGUGGUCCUCCGCAGACCGGAAUAACAGAAGGUUGCUUCUGUAAAAAUGGAACCAAACUCUUCAGUACCCAUAAAGAUAUCUGUGUCUCUGAUUGUGGUUGUGUUGGACCAGAUGGGUUACCCAAAGCGCCUGGAGAAACUUGGAUUAGCAAUUGCCAGAAAUGUACUUGCGAGGAAUAUUCUCUUAUGGUACAAUGUAUUGAAGAACCAUGUCCUACCAAACCUACUCCUGUGGAAUGUUCUUUUGAAGGGUUUGUACCCAUCACAAUAUUAACCCCUGAAGAAAAGUGCUGUCCUCAAAAGCAAUGUGUGUGCAACACUUCUCACUGUCCCAAAUCUAUAGAAACCUGUCCACUAGGGUAUGAAUUAAAGAAGGAAAACUUGCCAGGAGGCUGCUGCAUUAAUACCACUUGUGUGAAAGUACCAGGCUGUGUUGUCAAUGGAACGUUCUACAGUGGUCAUGAAUACCAGGAAGUAUCUGGAAAAUGUUGUGGUCAAUGUAGGCAGUUUGCUUGUGUUGUGACACUGGAUUCCUAUCCUGUCAAGGUGCUCAAGCCAGGAGAAGUUUGGCACUCAUCAGAAAACAAUUGUACUUCAUAUGAAUGUGAUCUUAUUGAGGACCAAUAUGUUCUCGUCACUAUCAAGAAAGCCUGCCCUCUCUUUGAGCCAAAUGAAUGCCGGCCUCUCUAUAAAACUGUAAAAUUGGUUGGCAUUGUCAGUAAUAUCUGGCUUUACUGCACUAAAGGUGAUAAUAUAUUCAAAGCAAAGUGA
Molecule: messenger RNA, 7521 nt
Organism: Protobothrops mucrosquamatus (brown spotted pit viper)
Lineage: Eukaryota; Metazoa; Chordata; Lepidosauria; Squamata; Viperidae
Gene: MUC5AC
Product: mucin 5AC, oligomeric mucus/gel-forming
Exons: 46
Coding region: 1-7521 (2506 amino acids)
Cellular component (GO): extracellular matrix
Molecular function (GO): protein binding
Source: RefSeq, a predicted model, not a curated record